Messenger RNA from Equus quagga, 4348 nucleotides. RefSeq names its product zinc finger protein 746 (gene ZNF746). The transcript has 7 exons. NCBI's taxonomy places the organism in Eukaryota, Metazoa, Chordata, Mammalia, Perissodactyla, Equidae. Gene Ontology annotation, biological process: regulation of DNA-templated transcription. The record is from RefSeq and is a predicted model, not a curated record. Bases 903 to 2759 code for a protein of 618 amino acids.
AAGGACACCUCUGGAGCAGACUCUUGGAGGCUGAGGUCCUAUGGCAGGGAUUGAUCAGAGAGGAGGAGCCAGGGAAAGGAGGGGAACAGUGGCAGUCAUGGAGGGUGGGCUCACACACCCAGGGUGGUACCAGCCCAGCGCGGUCCUUGCAGGCUCAGGGCAGGACCACCUGCCUCCGAAGCAAGAGUCCCCCCACAUCCCGGUGUUCCCUCAAACAGCUCCUCCUCCCCGUCAUCCGAGACCCAGCUCAAGCCCUUCCUUCUUCAGGUCAGAGGUCAUCUGGUCCAGCCUCUCUCCAAACAAUCAAAGGAUUGCUAAUGCUCCAUCCUUGACAGUUUUUUUGGCCUCUGCUCAAACUCUCCGAGUUCUGUCACUAUUUUCUGAGGUGUCCACCCCUGUUCUGGUUCUCAGUGGCCUUCUCUAAAUGAAUGCACACUGGUCCCUACUGGUCGCUUUUCUGUUUUGCAAAUAGUCACCAACCAUUAGUUUAGGAAUAAUUUCCAGAAUGUUGUAAGGAACCAUCGAUCCUCAGGCAUGGCCAGAAGAAGGCACAAAUGCCAGAACCUCCUUUCAGACCCAUGGGUCCCCUCUUCAGCUGCAGGUAGGGUGGGUCCAGCCCCCACCCAAAGCAGAAUGUGCCCUUUCCUCAGUGUCCCCAACUGCCCCAGUUCAAGCUACCGUGUGAACUUUGUGGCGACAGGGAAGUCAUGGCGUGGGGAAGCUCGGCAUCUUUAUGACGGUUGCCACACAUAUAAAAGCCUCACCUUGUGGCAUGUGUCUUACCUUCCUCACCAGUCUGCAAGGUGUGUCACUGAUCCGGGGGCAGCUACAAAGAUGUCUGAGACCUUUUUCUCCCCUUGGGAGGCGUGGGAACAGUCAGAGAAAACAUUUCUCCAUGGACAAUGGCAGCUACGAUACAGGCCAUGGAGAGGAAGAUCGAAUCGCAGGCUGCCCGCUUACUCUCUCUAGAAGGUCGGACUGGGAUGGCCGAGAAGAAGCUGGCCGACUGCGAGAAGACGGCCUUGGAGUUCGGGAACCAGCUGGAGGGCAAGUGGGCCGUGCUGGGGACCCUGCUGCAGGAGUACGGGCUGCUGCAGAGGCGGCUGGAGAACAUGGAAAACCUGCUGAGGAACAGGAACUUCUGGAUCCUGCGGCUGCCCCCGGGCAGCAAGGGGGAGGCCCCCAAGGAGUGGGGCAAGCUGGACGAGUGGCAGAAGGAGCUCUACAAGCAUGUGGUGAGGGGCAACUAUGAGACGCUGGUCUCCCUGGAUUACGCCAUCUCCAAGCCCGAGGUCCUCUCUCAGACCGAACAAGGGAAGGAGCCGUGCAGCUGGCGUCGCCCUGGCCCCAAGCUUCCAGAUGUUCCUGUGGGCCCGAGUCCAGGCUCGGGACCCCCGGUUCCUGCCCCUGACCUCUUAAUGCAGAUCAAGCAGGAGGGCGAACUCCAGCUCCAGGAGCAGCAGGCUCUGGGGGUAGAGGCAUGGGCAGCUGGGCAGCCGGAUAUCGGGGAGGAGCCGUGGGGCCUCAGCCAGCUGGACUCUGGAGCAGGAGACAUCUCUACAGAUGCUGCCUCUGGCAUCCACUCCAACUUCUCAACCACUAUCCCACCCACUUCCUGGCAGGCGGAUCUCCCUCCCCACCACCCCUCUUCCGCAUGCUCAGAUGGGACACUGAAGCUCAACACGGCAGCCUCCACGGAAGCAGAUGUAAAAAUCGUGAUAAAAACAGAAGUCCAGGAAGAGGAGGUGGUGGCCACACCAGUGCAUCCUACUGACCUAGAGGCCCACGGGACCCUAUUUGGACCAGGCCAAGCCACAAGGUUUUUCCCUAGUCCGGCCCAGGAAGGAGCCUGGGAGAGCCAGGGCAGCUCCUUCCCCAGCCAGGACCCUGUGCUGGGGCUGAGAGAGCCUGCCCGGCCUGAGCGGGACAUGGGAGAGCUCAGCCCUGCCGUGGCCCAGGACGAGACCCCUCAGGGGGACUGGCUGUUUGGGGGGGUCCGGUGGGGCUGGAAUUUCAGGUGUAAACCUCCUGUGGGCCUGAACCCGAGGACUGGGCCUGAGGGGCUGCCCUACUCCUCGCCCGACAACGCAGAGGCUGUGCUGGACCCCAGCCAGGCCCCAAGACCCUUCAGCGACCCCUGUAAAUACCCGGGCCGGACAAAAGGCUUCGGCCACAAGCCAGGCCUGAAGAAGCACCCGGCCGCGCCGCCGGGGGCCCGGCCAUUCACCUGCGCCACGUGCGGCAAGAGCUUCCAGCUGCAGGUGAGCUUGAGCGCGCACCAGCGCGGCUGCGGGCCGCCCGACGGCGCGCCGGGGCCUGCGGGGGGCGGCACGCGGGACGGCAGCGGGCUGCGCUGCGGCGAGUGCGGGCGCUGCUUCACGCGGCCGGCGCACCUCAUCCGCCACCGCAUGCUGCACACGGGCGAGCGGCCCUUCCCCUGCACCGAGUGCGAGAAGCGCUUCACCGAGCGCUCCAAGCUCAUCGACCACUACCGCACGCACACGGGCGUGCGGCCCUUCGCCUGCACCGUCUGCGGCAAGAGCUUCAUCCGCAAGGACCACCUGCGCAAGCACCAGCGCAACCACGCGGCCGGCGCCAAGGGCCCCGCGCGCGGCCCCCAGCUGCAGCCGCUGCCGCCCGGCGCCGCCGAGCCCUUCAAGAGCCCCGCCCCCAAAGGCCCGCUGGCCCCCACGGACCUGGUGACCGACUGGACGUGUGGCCUCAGCGUCCUGGGACCCUCGGACGGCGGGGACCUGUGAGGCGCCCCCGCCGCGCGGCCGCGAGGGUGGAGCCGCCCGUGCAGCGUCGGGGCGGGAGUGCGGCGGGGGAGCGGGCGCGCGGGCUGCUGGCCGGACCACCAGCGACAGAGACAUCGCACGGCCCGGCCUCCGCCUCCGCCUCCCGACGAAGUAGAGUUCUGAUUGUGAAACUGAGCACCAUAGAAUUUUAAGUAAUUUAAUUACAAAACCUUUUUUUUUAAUUCUUGAAGAAAAAGCUGGAAAAUAGUAGUAGCGCCAGUUUAAACUUUAUAGUGUACUUUUGGUUUCUGAGCGUGCGUUUGUGUGGGCUGUGUCCUUACCGAGCCUGACGUGACAGAGAGUGUGCUGGAAGGUUGGCGGGCUGGGACGCAGGUGAGGAGGGCCCUGGACCUCCCCCGCCCCACUGACUCCUGGGGACUGUCCGGUCUUAGCACACAGUCGCAAGGGCGUUGAGACCAUGCUCUGCCCAGGGCCGGGCCAGGCUGGGCCUGGGGCUCCCAGCCCCCUGGGGAGCGAGGCCAGCUGUGUGCUGUGGAGCCCCAGCCUCCGCUCAGCGGGGAGACUUGUCCAGGAGCAGCCUGUUCCAUUCCCAGCUUGCUUUUCCGUCGUAGGCCUCCAAAAGCGCUGGCCCUCCUUGUGUUUCCCCGUUAGCAGCCAUCUGCUGCCCCUGUGGGAAGGGGGCCUGGCCCUGUCGCCCUCUUACGGGACUCCUGGGCUUCACAAAGGCGAGUUGUCCGAAAACACAGUGUCAGGGCUGCAGAGGUGACGAGGCUGAGGCGUGGGCAGUGGAAACCUGUGACACUGGUUAGGGCCAGAGCCAGGGCCCAAGCCUGGCCUGCCCGCCCCGACGUGGGCCUGCUUUCCAGCCAGCGACAUGCUUCUACUUCCUUUUCUCCGUGUGUAGUGUGUUUUUCAUUGUCAAAUGCUUUCACAGCACAUCUCAUUUGAUCACUACCGUGACCUUGUGAAGCACACAAGACAAGUAUUCUUGUUAGAGAUGAGGAAAUGAAUUACUCAAAGAGGACACACCGCGGCCUCACACCUGCGGCUCAUGGUGAGUGCCGAGAGUUGGGAAAAGCUUCAGGUUGAGGGAGGAAAGCUUUUCCUUUUUGCCCUCUUAAAAGAUUUGUUCCACGUCUGCAUGAGAAAAUCGUCAGGCUGCGAGGUUUAGUGAGCACCGGCUCCCCAGUGUGUGCUCACUCCCCCGGGAGGGCACUCGGCGAGGUCUGAGAGGCUGGUCAGGGUCCCCAGUGGACACCUUAAGGUGGAAUUGGAAACGGACCCGGGUUUCUGGAUUCCACUGCAGUGCUGCCCCUGCCACACAAGUAUCCGUUCCUGUUUCGCUGAAGCAGCCACUGGUUUCUUGUCCAGAAUGGGUAGCUUAUCUCCCUGCAGAGGGAGAGACCGUGGCUUCUGUUGGUCCCGCUCCCUCAUGCGUACCUUUGUUAGGCAAUAGACUAGUUAAGAAAAUUGUUUCUAUGUACUGUAUAUUUUGUACCUGUUUACAGUUCUAAUAUUGAUAUAACUGAUAUUUUGAAAACAAAUGAAGAGGAAACAUCCUGUUAAAAUAAAACCUAACCAGCACCGCG